UACCAUGGUUGCUUUUGUGACCCUUGACUACGAAAUCCCGCAAAGUGCUGCCUGACUAUCCCCAGACCUAUCUGCGACACUGUUUCGUGGAAGUUGCUGCACUUGACUGUUACGGGUUGUCGCACCUUGUUUGCUGACAUCUCUCGGCAAACGCUAUCAACGCCGGAACCUUGGAACUGUGACCUUGAACCGAACGCAACUCUACUUCAUUGACAUCCGACCAUUUCUCUUCCUGUGCGCUUUGCACUUCUUCCCUUUCCGUCAAUUGAUCAUCUCGACCUGACGAUUUUGCAAUCAUGGAUACCCUACUUACUGCAGAGAUAUACGCAAACUCACCCCGCUUCCGGCGGCGGUCGAGUACUUUCGUCGACGCAAUCCACGAUCUACCUACCAAAGAGGAAAUGGCCCCAGCCCAACUCUAUAGUACAGAAUCAGGCCGCCUUUUCCAUUCCGGUCGAAUAGUCAUCGCCACCUGCGGACUGCCAGCUCGGGGAAAGACACACACAUCUGUUGCCUUAGCCCGCUACCUGCGAUGGCUGGGUGUCAAGACGCACGUGUUUCAUCUUGGCGAUUACCGUCGCGCUACGCUAGGCCCGGAAAACGAUGUGCCCGACGAUUACUUCUUCCUCAAUGCAUCGCCACAAUCUGUUUUGCUACGCAAUAAGAUCUUGAAAAAGUGCCGUGAAGACAUCUACCACUUCCUGGAAAACGACAAGGGCCAAGUGGCCAUCUACGACGCUGUAAAUGCCAUUAGCCAAGGUCGCAGAUCGUUGGCCAAAGAAUUUGCCAAGAAUGGAAUCCAGACAGUCUUCAUCGAAUCACAUUGUACCGAUGAGCGCAUCAUCCAAGAGAACGUCCGUCGUGUCAAGAUCUCUUCACCGGAUUAUCAAGGAUGGAAGGACGAGGAUGCUGUCCACGACUAUCUGGCACGUAUCAAUGCACGGAUACCACACUUCGAGACCAUGGAGGAGCCUGAUUUACAUUGGAUCAAGAUGAUCAACGCUGGCGAGAGAGUGGUAGUGAACAACUGCGCAUUCGGAUAUCUCUCGCAAAGAAUAGUCUUCUAUCUACUCAAUCUCCACAUCAAGUCACGGCAAACAUACUUUGCUCGAGCCGGGACCACGCGAGAGGAAGAUUCUUACAAAGCAGAUGCAAGCCUCUCACCAGAAGGUCAUGAAUACGCUAAGAAGAUGAGUGAGGUGCUCCUGAAGUACCGCGAAGAGGAGAAGCAGAAGCUGAUUGAGUCGGGAGCAACCGAUGCCUCCUUGAAGCCACUGACAAUCUGGACUUCCACACGUCGAAGGACUGUCCAAACGUCAGAGGUUCUGGCUUCUAUGGGCUACCGGGUUAGGCAGCGAUCGCAAAUGAGCCAGAUGAAUCCUGGUGUAUGCGAGAAGAUGUCAGAGGCCAAGAUCCGCGAAGAGUUCCCUGAUGAAGUUACCAAGCACGAAGCAGACCCUUACCACCAUCGGUAUCCGCGCGCAGAGUCGUAUCACGACCUUGCCGUACGCAUGGAACCCAUCAUUCUAGAACUUGAGCGUGAAGAGAAUGACCUUCUCAUCAUCGCUCAUGAGUCUGUCCUUCGUGUACUUUACGGGUACCUGAUGGCAUGUAAUGCGGCCGACAUACCCAAGCUCGAGUUUCCUCGCGAUGAGAUCAUUGAGAUCAUACCCUCAUCCUACAACAACGUGGCAAAACGCAUCAAGAUUCCUGAUUUACCUGAAUCGAUGGUUCCCGGAAGCCCCGAAGAUAUCAAGAUCCCCGUCCCCCCAAGUGGCGCUGUAAGUCCACUAUCUGGCAUGGGUACUCCUCAAGCCGGUUCCGGCACUGCGACACCUCAACAUGGCAUCCAACCUCUGAAUCUGAAGUCGCAUAUUAAUCCCUCUUCGUGAGCAGGUGCGGUAUCGAUGCCGGUACGGUGCUACAUUCGACAAUGAGCGAGCAAGCCAACAAACGGACUUUGACCCGAUUUGAGGUUUGAGGAACCAGUAUCUCAACAUUGUGGGAUGUCAAAGGCAGCAAAUGGGCUUGUGGACAAGAGGUCAGGUUUUUGGCAUGGAUACAUCAAUAGGGCACUUGUCUGGGCGUUGGGGUGCGGCGUGUUGAAAACCAUCUUUAUCCUACACUAUAGCUUCUUGGCCUGUCAUUCGAUAUCCAUAUGAACACGAACCUGCAAACCUGCUUUAACCCACUAUGCUUCUUGUCAUUAUGCAAAUGCGAGUAAAUCCUGAAAUUGCUAUUGGAUGACUCAGUAAUGAAUGCUGUCUUCAUACCCAGCCCAUGACGACCUACAAUCUCUUGUUCGUCUCCAUGGU
Messenger RNA from Alternaria alternata, 2315 nucleotides. Its product is annotated as 6-phosphofructo-2-kinase/fructose-2,6-biphosphatase 3. Bases 297 to 1892 code for a protein of 531 amino acids. NCBI's taxonomy places the organism in Eukaryota, Fungi, Ascomycota, Dothideomycetes, Pleosporales, Pleosporaceae. Gene Ontology annotation, cellular component: cytosol. Gene Ontology annotation, molecular function: fructose-2,6-bisphosphate 2-phosphatase activity; 6-phosphofructo-2-kinase activity; ATP binding. The transcript has 3 exons. Gene Ontology annotation, biological process: fructose metabolic process; fructose 2,6-bisphosphate metabolic process. The record is from RefSeq and is a predicted model, not a curated record.